Strongylus vulgaris is the source of this 273-nucleotide messenger RNA. Lineage: Eukaryota; Metazoa; Nematoda; Chromadorea; Rhabditida; Strongylidae. The record is from the annotation of a GenBank genome assembly.
AUGGCAGAAACGCAUUUCAUAUUCCGCACCGGACUGCAAAUCGUUAUUGCUUACAUCGUUUUGAAGCUACUCACCUAUGAGCGGACCUUUGUGUACAUAAUCAAUUGCGCCGGUCAUGUAUACAACUUCAUUGAUGCCUUCAUCUUAUUCUUCUCUAAAUCUUGGAUGUUUCCAAUAAUGUUCAUCUACUUCUGCGCUUAUGCUGCAUGGAUUUAUGUGCAGCAGCCUGGAACAGUGAACAAGAAAGUAGCUCGAGUUCUUUCGCUGCCGAUA